GGGCAUGGCCACGAACUCUUCCAUUCUGGAUGUACGAAUUUCUGAUGAGGAUAUUUGGCUUGUUGGACCUUCAGACAUGAGUAGCGAAGAAACAACAGAUAAUGAAUGUUUCGACCAAGAUGUUAUAGACAAGUGUUUUGAGGAUCCAUAUAUCAAAGAACAUUACACAGAUUUGAAGUGUAUUGGUUCUGGGGGAUUUGGCUCAGUCUAUGAAGCCCGACAUAUAUUAGACAACAAAAAAUAUGCACUGAAAUUCAUUCCAAUUGACUCGCAAACUUUUUCUACAAGAGAGGUUGAAGGUUUGGCAUCCAUGGACCAUAAAAAUAUUGUUAGGUAUCAUACAUCUUUGAAAAUUAAACUUUAUAAACCACUUAAUUAUCCAGUAUCUCUUUUGGACAAUGAGGAGGAUUCCGAUUGUGUAUUGUUUGAAAAUGCAUCAUAUUCUAAUAACAGUGCCUCCGAUUCAUCAAGAGGUGAAAGAAAGGGAAAAGCUGAGAUUUUAGAUAAAUUGGCAGAAAAUGAUGAGGAUUCUGAAGGUAUAACAUUUGAAAAAGAAAAUUCCACAAACUCUAACAACAAUGCUUCAACAUGCUCCAAGUUAGAAUCAUCAAGCUGUAAAAGAAAAACUGUGGCUUUUGAUGCAUGCUUGGUUGUGAAGACCGAACUUUGCACAGAGAAGAAUUUAAAAACUUUAAUCGAGAGUGGUGAAAUAUUUAUUGAAGAUAGAAGGAGACGUAAUCUGUUCCUGGAUAUCAUUUUUGGUCUUCAGUAUAUUCACGACAAAGGUUAUAUGCACCGUGAUAUGAAGCCACCCAAUAUAUUGAUUGACGUUGAUGGCAGAGCCAAAAUUGGAGAUUUUGGCUUGGCUAGGAGAUAUAUUGUGUCUGUUGCUGAGGUGGGCUCUCCAUCUUCUGAAAAGGAUAGAAUUUGUUUCACCAAACGUAUAGGGACACCUACAUAUGUUGCUCCAGAGGUGUUAAAAAGCAACUGUCCCUAUGACAAAAAGGCCGACUUUUAUAGCAUUGGUAUUAUUCUGUUUGAAAUAUAUUACAAAAUGGGCUCUGGAAGUGAAAGGGCUGAUACUAUACAAAAACUCAGAAAUCAAGAUUUUGCACCAUUAGAAGAAAUUCCUGAAAAGUACAAGAAUGUGAGAGUUGUGGUUGAGAGCCUUUUGAGCCAUGAGCCAUCGCUGCGUAUGGAUCUGGAGAGAGUUCUGGAGUUGAUGUCACCUCUCGAACAUCAGCAAAGUGUGGAAAGAACUCGGGUGGCCGUGCAGCCAGUAAGCUUCCCAGAGACAGAGUAUCCAGGUCCCCCUAGGAAACAAUCGCUCAGAAGACAGAUUAGCGAACCUCAUCCCUCCAUUGCUGAAGAUCAAGUUGUACCAAAUAUUGCCAGGAACAUCCAGGUUGAGAAAGGGAAUUAAUUUUUUCCCCUCCCAGACAUUCGCCAAUGCUUUUUGACGAGGAUUAAUUAGACAUCCUCCCUGAUGAGCAAAGACAUGCAUUAAGUGUUGUUUCAAUGCCAGUGUUUUUGUACAUGAGAUGUGGCAUUUUGCUCAUCAUAAAAUUAAUAAAUGUUUUUGAUUAUUUUUUUGUUUGGAAAAUAUGUCCUAAUAUUUUAUGUUCAUGUUUCGGUAUUUAUUUGUGUUUGUUUUGGCUGUAUAUUGCUUUUAGUAGAUAAUUUAUGUAGAUAAGAAGUUCUUAACACACACACACAAAUGUCAAAUGUACAAAACCAUUUAUUGAAAUGAACAAAACCGUACUCUAUAUAUGUUUUAUAUAUAUAUAUAUAUAUUCUGCAUUUAUAAUUCACAGCUUAAAUAUAUAGUAUAUCUAUUACUUUAUCGAAGCAUGUAAAAAAAAAAAUAA
Molecule: messenger RNA, 1868 nt
Organism: Saccostrea echinata
Lineage: Eukaryota; Metazoa; Mollusca; Bivalvia; Ostreida; Ostreidae
Product: eukaryotic translation initiation factor 2-alpha kinase 3-like
Exons: 3
Coding region: 5-1423 (472 amino acids)
Biological process (GO): protein phosphorylation
Molecular function (GO): ATP binding; protein kinase activity
Source: RefSeq, a predicted model, not a curated record